Molecule: messenger RNA, 982 nt
Organism: Neolamprologus brichardi
Lineage: Eukaryota; Metazoa; Chordata; Actinopteri; Cichliformes; Cichlidae
Source: RefSeq, a predicted model, not a curated record
UUGACGGUGGAGUGGUCGAGGCCCGAUCGUCGUCCUGACCCCAACGACCGUCUGAGCCGAGUGGAAUAUGUUCAUCUUUACAGAGACGCCCACGAGGUCCCCGACAUGAAGAUCCCAUCGUACAUCGGGAGGACGGCGUUGUUCACAGACGGCCUGAGAGAAGGAAACAUCUCACUAAGAAUCAUUAAUGUGACACAAGAAGAUGAAGGAAGAUACAGAUGUUUCAUCCCAAAGUUAAAGAGUCGAACAAAGUCUUCAAUUGUUCAUCUGAUUGUUGCUGAAACUAUGACAACAGAGACACCACUGCAUCCUGAAACUCUCCAAACUCCUGAGCCGAUGGACGAGUUUCACAGUAAAGGUGGUUUGUCCCGUCGGAGCCGACUGAUCCCACUUGUCGUUUUCUGUGUUUUUAUUCUGCUCUGUGUCGCAGUCGCAGGACACCGGUUCAUUGAGUUGAAGCAUUGAAAAACAGAACUUGCGAGUGCAGCUUUGUAGGUGGACACAUUGGAAACAUUAACAGAGGUGCAAGCAUCACCCACUUUACUUGAACGUUAAUUAAAAGCAUUGAUUUUUCCAGCCUCAUUUGGACACAGCAGCUCUGCAGCAGGAGGAUUUCACUAUGUCCUGUAAUUUGCUUGGAGUCAACAACAACCAUCCUUUUUGCCAAAGUUGACUUCUGGGAUCAAACUUCAAAAGCGUGAGGACCUACAAUUUUGAUGCCUUGCUCAUGGGCACAUUGGAAACAUUAAGAGAGGAGAAAGUGCCAACUUCUUACUUACUUUGAGCUGUUCCUUAUUUGUUUGAGGAGCCGAAGAACUUUUCCAGCCACCUGUGGGCACUGUGGGCCUGCAGCAGGUGAAUUUCAUGACGUCCUGCAGUUUGUUUGGACCUGAAUUCUACCUUUAAUCCCUGUGAUGGUGCCUGAGAUUGUAUGACUGGUCUGGUGACUUCCAAAGGGUUUAACCACAGAAAUAACAUCCAU